This is a messenger RNA of Vigna umbellata (rice bean), 1108 nucleotides long. NCBI's taxonomy places the organism in Eukaryota, Viridiplantae, Streptophyta, Magnoliopsida, Fabales, Fabaceae. The record is from RefSeq and is a predicted model, not a curated record.
UUUCUAGUUUCUAGACCGGGAAGCAGCAGCAACUGUGUCGAAUAGCGUUUUGCCAGGGGAAGAAGAGAGAAAGGGCGUGGGCACACACACACACACUCAUAUAUUCUGAGCUGAGUAAGAUUUUAAACAGCAGCAGAAGAAGCAGGUGACCGUGGAAAUGUCAGUGCAAGAGUACCUGGAUAAGCACUUACUUUCCCGAAAACUCGAAGAUGCCGUCAAUGCCGCCGUUAGGGCCAAGACCUCCGAUCCCGUUCUCUUCAUCUCGAAUCACAUGAAAAAAGCAGUGCAAUCGGUGAUAACAAAAGUCAAGGCCAGGCAGAUCCUCGAUAGUAGAGGGAUUCCAACCGUCGAAGUCGACUUGUACACUAACAAAGGAAUGUUUCGCGCUUCGGUUCCUAGCGGCAACUCCACCGGCAUGUACGAAGCUGUCGAGCUACGGGAUGGAGACAAAGGAGUGUAUCUCGGAAAUGGCGUGGCCAAAGCUGUUAAAAAUAUCAAUGACAAAAUAGCUGAGGCAUUGGUCGGCAUGGAUCCCACGCUUCAGUCGCAGAUUGAUCAGGCCAUGAUAGACCUCGACAGAACUGAGAAGAAGGGGGAACUUGGAGCCAAUGCUAUAUUAGCUGUGUCCAUUGCUGCUUGUAGAGCUGGUGCGGCUGAAAAGGAGGUAUCACUUUACAAGCACAUUGCCGACCUGUCUGGAAAAACCAACCCAACACUUCCUGUUCCCGCCUUCACUGUAAUAAGUGGUGGAAAACACGCAGGGAGUAAUCUGGCCAUUCAGGAAAUCAUGGUUCUCCCAAUUGGAGCAAGCAAAUUUGAGGAAGCACUGAGAAUGGGUACUGAGACCUAUCAUCACUUAAAGGCUGUCAUUACAGAAAAAUCUGGUGCACAUAACUGUAAUGUUGGUGAAGAUGGUGGCUAUGCUCCUAAUAUCUCCAGCUUUAGAGAAGCCCUGGAUCUUGUCAAGGAGGCCAUUAGCAGAACUGGUUAUAAUGACAAAAUAAAGAUAGCUCUUGAUGUUUCUGCUACAAAUUUUUGCAUAGGUAAGCAUAGGGUUCUAUCAUCUUUUACUUUUAGAUUCUUUAGAAGAUAGAAUUUGGUGAUACUU